UUUUUUGGGCUGCAGCGCCAUCUAUUUGGACCCACGCCAGUAAGGUCCCUUUGCCUGGCGCGGGGACGCUAGAAGCACCGGCUCCAUGGCGACGGUCACUGUCACCUUGGGCGGCCGAGGUGCUACGAAUGGCAGCACGACGAAAUCCGACACGAUGGCGGUUAGCCACCCAAGCAGCAGAUGCAGAUUGUGGGAUACUAGCAGUAGCCGCCGCCGCCGCAGCCGCCGCCGCCGCUGGAGCCGCCGUCGCCGCCGCAAGCUCACAUUCGGAAUCUUCGCGAUCACUACCGCUGGAGUACAGCGCUACUCCGAGGAGACCGCUCAUCUAUACCACAAAGUGUGUGGCGGGGAGGACAGAUUUGGUUGA
Ectocarpus sp. CCAP 1310/34 is the source of this 367-nucleotide messenger RNA. The record is from the annotation of a GenBank genome assembly. Lineage: Eukaryota; Phaeophyceae; Ectocarpales; Ectocarpaceae.